CUCAAAAUAUUUUAUCAUUAUUCUUAUGCCAUAUUAUGAUUCGGAUUUGACACAUUAUAUAACUAAAUGUUUUUUUAAUAUUGAUUGGUAUUAUAAGAUACUUAAAUUGCAAGACAUUAUUUAUGGACUUGCAAAAAUUCAUGAUGUAAAUAUUAUACAUCGAGAUUUACAUAGUGGAAAUAUUCUUUUAGGUAAAUUAUAUUAUGAAUCUCAUUCUGAUGAAAAAGCAAGAAUAUGUGAUUUAGGAACAAGUAAAUCUGCAACUGAAUCAACAGAUUAUGAAGAUGAGAUUUAUGGUAUAAUUCCUUAUGUUGCACCAGAGGUUUUACAAGGAAAAACGUAUACAAAAGCUUCAGAUAUAUAUAGUUUUGGAAUGAUUAUGUGGGAGUUGAUGGUAGGAAGAAGACCUUUUUGGGAUAGAAAUCAUAAUACAGAACUAAUAAUUGAAAUAUGUGACGGUUUACGUCCAUCAAUUAUUACAAAUGCACCUGAAGGUUAUAUUGAUUUAAUGAAAGAAUGCUGGCAUUCUGAUCCAGAAAAAAGACCAACAGCAGCUGAAGUAUCAAAAAAGAUUCAAGAAAUAUGGAGAAUUGAUACAAUAUUUGGAGGAUAUUCAAAAACUAAAAUCAUAAUAUCGUCAGAUAUUGGACCUGUAACAACAAAUAAUCCUGAUGCCAUAUAUAAGAGUAGAUAUUUAAGUGGUAUGAUAAAAUCUGCAGCUUCUACAAGAAGUUUAAGAAGCCAAUCUAUUACUGUAAAACUUGAUCAACUUGAUUUUGACCAAAGAAAUUCUAAUGUUAAAAGAAAGUUUGAAGAUAAUCAAUUUGAAAAUAACUUUAUCAAUGGUACAAGUAAUAAAAAGAUUAAACCAAUUGAAGACAAAAAUAAUGUUUACGCUACAAAAGAACUUGAAUUUGAUAUCGACAUAAAUUCUAGUCAAUCUAAAGAUGAUGGUAAGUUAAAUAUAUGAUUUUUUGAACCCGCUUUGAAUGUCUUAAUUUAUUUAAUUUAUUCCAUAUUAUUAUCAUUAUACAUAUUUGUUAUAUAAUUAUCAUAAGUUAUAGUUUAUCUACAAUAUACUUAUUUAUACUAUAUGACAACAAUAAAAUGGAUAUCGAUA
Messenger RNA from Rhizophagus irregularis DAOM 181602=DAOM 197198, 1120 nucleotides. NCBI's taxonomy places the organism in Eukaryota, Fungi, Glomeromycota, Glomeromycetes, Glomerales, Glomeraceae. The record is from RefSeq and is a predicted model, not a curated record.